Messenger RNA from Closterium sp. Yama58-4, 3000 nucleotides. Lineage: Eukaryota; Viridiplantae; Streptophyta; Zygnematophyceae; Desmidiales; Closteriaceae. The record is from the annotation of a GenBank genome assembly.
AUGUACAUCACACUCUACUUCAUAGUCACCCGACUCCUUGACUCUCUUCGCGUAGUCAGGGACCACUUUCUCGCCCUCCCCCCCACCGACCUCACAGUCGACGACCUCGAGAAGCAACUUCUUGCAGCUGAGUCCAACAUCGUCACUGUAAGUGCUGCUCGUGGCGCUCCCCGCACUCCCCUCUUUGAGGGGUGUGCCCCCUCCCCCCUCGCCCCCUCCCACGCCUCUGCUGCUGCUGUUGACUUCCUUGGUGCUGAGGAGGUCGGUGCCGCUUCUGCCCCUAGUCGGAAGCGCCGCAGCGGCAAGGGCAAGGGAGGCAAGGGUGGCAGCGGUGGCAGCGGGGGGGGUGGUGGUGGAGGCGGAGGCGGUGGGGGUGGUGGCGGUGGGGUUGGUGCCGGGAGUGGAGGUGUCGGUGGCGGUGGUGGCGGCAGCGGUGGGCGUGGUAGUGGUGGAGGUGGCGGUGGUGGGAGCGGUGGCGGUGGUGGCAGCGGUGGUGGCAGCGGCGGAGGUGGUGGCGGCAGUGGGAGCGGUGGUACCGGCGGUGGUGGCGGCGGUAGUGGCGGACGUGGUGGACCUGUUCAGCAGGGAGGUGCUGGUGGUGGCCAGCGCCAGCAGCAGCAGCGUCCGCACGAGCCCCUCACGCCCCAGCAGCUUCGUGAGUGGUACGCUCAGCGUGGGGCGUCUGGGGGUAGUGCUCGCUGCCCGUACGUCAUUCGCACUAGGGACCGCGCUGGUCAGACAUGCAUGAAGUUUCACACUGAGUACCGCUGUUUCUCCCGCCUUGACGACGCUUGGCGUGCCCAGUUUCCUGACGCAGUGGAGCUCUCCCGCCGGGCGGACCUGCUUAAGUGCGAUAUUGAUAUCUUUGCACUUGACUUUGAUGCUAUCCUUGUUGCCAUGUAUGCAUUGACUGUUAGUGCUGAGGGAGACUGUUACUUGUGUGUGCCACCUGACCCAGGUAUAGAGUCUGCUGCUCUAGGUGCUAGUGAGUCGGCUGUCUCUGGUAUUGCGCCUGCUGAGGCCUUGCACACCUUCACUCUUGACUCAGGUGCUUCUCGCUGUUUCUUUCGUGACAGUACCGCACUCACACCGCUCCCUAGACCGGUUGCGGUCUCCCUGGCUGACCCCUCUGGGGGUCCCGUGCUUGCACGGUCCUCCACUGUACUCCCGUGUCCGGCGGUUCCGUCCGGCUCACUGUCAGGUCUCCACCUCCCCUCGUUCUCGACGAACUUGACCCUCCUUUGGCACCACCGCCUUGGUCACCCCUUCCUGCCACGCCUUCGUGGCAUGCACUCCCGCCUCCUUGUCUCUGGUCUUCCCAGGUCUCUUCCUUCCCUCCCACCCUCGCCUGCCCCGCCCUGCGUUCCUUGCGUCGAGGGGCGGCAGCGCGCCGCUCCUCACUCCUCCUCGUUUCCCCCGACGACUGCUCCCCUGCAGACCCUCCACAUGGACGUGUGGGGCCCAGCCCGCGUCCAGGGACAGGGUCGCGAGCGGUACUUUCUGCUGGUUGUUGACGACUACUCGCGUUACACCACGGUCUUCCCCUUGCGCAGCAAGGGUGAAGUCCGUGCUAUCCUGAUCCCUUGGAUCCGCGCUGUGCGUCUCCAGCUCCGCCAAUGGUUCCGAACGGACUUUCCCGUCCUGCGUCUGCACUCUGACAGAGGUGCCUCUCAACAGCAGAAUGGGGUUGCUGAGCGCCGCAUUGGCUUAGUCAUGGAGGUCGCUCGUACCUCCAUGAUCCAUGCGACUGCCCCCCAUUUUUUGUGGCCGUUUGCGGUCCGGUACGCGGCGCAUCAGCUCAACCUCUGGCCCCGUAUCUCCUUGCCGGAGACCUCCCCAACACUGCGUUGGACGGGGAAGGUUGGCGAUGCGUCGCGGUUCCGGUUUUACCACCCCACCUCGCGUCGCGUAUUCCCCUCUCAAGACGUCACGUUUGACGAGUCGGUUCCCUUUUACCGACUCUUCCCCUACCGCACUGCUCCCCCCCCCCCGCCACCGCCGCUCUUCCUCGCUCCAGGUCCCCCUCCGGUAGACCCCCUCCCCCCUCCUGGUCCUGCUCCUUUAGGUGUGUCUCAGGUAGACCCACUCCCCUUGGCUGAGCCUGUCGAGGUCACUGGUGACUCAGGUGCUGCUGGGGGGGGUGUUGUUCGGGGUGCUGAGUCUGGGGGUGCUGGGCCUGAGAGUGCAGAGCCUGGGGGUGUUGAGCCUGCGCGUGCGGAGCCUGGGGAUGUUGAGCCUGCGACUACGGAGCCUGGGGGUGCUGAGCCUGCGAGUGCGGAGCCUGGGGGUGCUGAGCCUGCGAGUGCGGAGCCUGGGGGUGCUGAGCCUGCGAGUGCGGAGCCUGGGGGUGCUGAGCCUGAGCGUGCGGAGCCUGGGGGUGCUGCAUCUGGGGGUGCUGAGCCUGGGGUGGCACUAGAGCUGGAGACACUGGUGCUGGAGGUACCGGAGGAGCUGGAGCUAGUGGUCCUGAAGACGCUGGAGCUGGAGACACUGGAGCUGGUGGUGCUGGAGCUGGAGGCACUUGAGCUGGUGGCGCUGGAGCUGGAGGCGCUGGAGCUGGAGGCCCUGGAGCUGGGGACGCUGGAGCCGGUGGCGCUGGAGGCGCUGGAGCCGGGGACACUGGAGCUGGAGACGCUGGAGCUGGAGGCGCUGGAGCUGGAGACACUGCUGGACCUGGAGGUUCUUAGUCUUCCUUCGUCCACUGCCCUUCCUCCUGGCUCGCCGUUGCCUGUCCCGUCCCGCUACACUGAGCAGCCGGUCUCCCUUACAGAGCGUCGUGAGCCUGCGUCUCGUCCUGUCUCCCCUGUUCGCGCUGUUCGCACCGCUCGUCGUGUCCCGCGUCCGCGUCCUCCUCCUGUGCCAGGCACUCACACUAUGGCACUUCGUCCCUCCUCUGCUCCACAGCGCGUCCCGCUGCCGUCUCCUCCUGCGUCCUCUCUUCCUGAGCUUCCUGACCCUAAUUCUGACCGUGUUCGUGCUGCCAGCCCUACUGUUACAUGA